GAAAACGUGCUGCGUUCUGCAGUUCUCAGUAUUGCCUGCCAAACAUGGUUUUCCUAUCUCGUCAAGUUUAUGCUAGACUCUUUCGCCUUCGGAAAAUGCACGAAGGAAUUUCUCAUCCAGAUCGAACGAACAAGAAGAAUUUUAUUUUUCGGUUGACAUGGCAUUUUUAUGGUAGAAGGAGGAACUGCUAUGCUAUAGCUGUCCGUGCAGCUCAGAAGAUGUUACAAAGGGUCACAAGAACACGAAAACAAAAGAAAAUGGAUAUGAAAGAGAUGUGGAUUCAGCGCCUCUCAGCAGCUCUAGCGGAACACGACAUGGAAUAUGUUCCCUUUAUGUCAGUGCUAGCUGAGUCAGACGUUCAGCUAGACAAGAAGGUUUUACAUGACAUUUGCAUAUAUGAACCAAGAACAUUCCAGGGACUGGUUGAGUUUGCUAAACAGAGGCAUCAGGAGAUGGGACUAUAUGAUGCCAUAGCACCUGUCCCAGAGGGAAUCAUGACUCGAUCCAUGUUUGAAAAAAUGGAAAAAGAAAAAACAAAAAGGGAGAUUCGCAGAGAGAAAUUGGGGAAAAAGAUGUUGAAAUGAACAUGGUGCUCUAAACGAGUUAGAAACUUCUUUUACAGUGAAAUUCAAGUUCAUGUCAUCACUGAAAGCCAAAAAACUAGGGGAUUCAAAAUAUCUGCAAGUUUGUGGAGUUGAAUCGCAACCAGACAGAGUGUGCAGGCCACUGAACAGAUUCUGAGAUCUGUAAUGGUUGAUCCUGUUGUGGUGUUAAAACUAGUGAAUGUAAAAAUGAUGUGCACCGUUAUAGAACACUUGUGAUUGGACAAUUGCAAAGCAACAUUGAUUUACAUUAUUUAAUGAACAUUAUACUUGUUUUUGUUUAGUACAGUGUUUUUGUUAAUUACAGUGUUUUUGUUAAUUAGAGUGUAUAAUGAGGUGAAACUAGCUCUUAAAAUAUUGACUAUUCAGCUUCAGUUUGAGCAACUCUUAUUAUAGGUUAGGUACAAAAACUUAUAAAUCAAGUAAUAAUUGUAAAAUAAUGGACUGAAAUUUAAGCUUUAUGCUAUUUUUGGGAACAAACAUUUUAACUGCAGUCGAUUGUUUUGAGGGGGGAGGGGGUCAAGACACUACUUUAGAACCACUUCCUUAUAAACCUAUUUGAAAUAGUGUUAUUCUGUAUGACUGUACUGUACAUUCUUAACUUAGUAAAUACAUAAUUUAUAACAAGGGAGCAUUCACAUGCACAAAAUGUCACGUGUGAAUAAAAUUGGCAUGCUGUCA
Messenger RNA from Saccostrea echinata, 1283 nucleotides. RefSeq names its product large ribosomal subunit protein bL20-like. The coding region runs from base 45 to 584 and encodes 179 amino acids. Lineage: Eukaryota; Metazoa; Mollusca; Bivalvia; Ostreida; Ostreidae. Gene Ontology annotation, cellular component: ribosome. The transcript has 5 exons. Gene Ontology annotation, molecular function: structural constituent of ribosome; rRNA binding. Gene Ontology annotation, biological process: translation; ribosomal large subunit assembly. The record is from RefSeq and is a predicted model, not a curated record.